Stylonychia lemnae is the source of this 1305-nucleotide messenger RNA. Lineage: Eukaryota; Ciliophora; Spirotrichea; Sporadotrichida; Oxytrichidae. The record is from the annotation of a GenBank genome assembly.
AUGAGGAGUAUCUUAAUCUAGAUGAUAAUUAUCUUGCUAGCUGCAGGAUAAUAUCAAUGCAUAGAUGAUUCAUUACAAUUUGAUAAGCUGUCUAGAGAAUAUUUGCUAGCUCUCUAUAAGAACCAGUACUUAGAAGAAUUUGGUAACAAAACUAUUAUGCUAGCUAACUGUAAAGAUAAUCCAAUCUAUGACGAUCCCAUCUGUGAAACUAUUGAAUAAAAUAUUAAUCAAUUACUUGAAGUUGAAGAUAAAAAUGAUUAAAGCAGUAGAGUUCUAAAAGAUGUUAUAGUGAAUAAAUAUCUCUAUUUCAAACUUGACUGUACUGAGGAGCUUUACAGAGAUCUAUGUAAAUCCUAUGAUUUAUAUAACGGCAGAAAGUAGAAUCUUAGAUUCAUUGUCAAAGAUUAAAUUAAUAAGCCAAAGGUAUAUACUUAUACGUCACAUGCUGAGGACAGAGAGGCUCUUAAACUAAAAUUAAUUAAGAUGGCUUCGAAUGAAAGUGUUUAAAUAUACAAUGGUCCAUACAGAGAUUUAGAGAGUCAUGAAAUCGUGAAGAAAUAUAAGAGAUCCAUUAUAGUAUUAGAGUCUAAAAAUAGUGUAGUAAGGAAGGUUUUUUACUAGUAUGCUGAAAAAUAUAAGGAAAAAUACUAUGCUUUUGAAGUUACUUAGAUUACUCAUCUAGAUAGAGAGAAUUAGGUUUAUGCUAUUCAGCCAGAUGGAUAUAUCUAAGAAUUCCAGGUGCCAGUAAAUAAAAACUAUGAAGCUAUUACUGAGAUAGAGAUUUAAAACAUUUUUAGAAUAAAUGCUCUUCCAAGAGCAAUAGUCUUGAGAAGCUAAGUCAUUAAUAAUCCUUAGUUUCUUAAUGCUUAUGGCUACAAGACAAUCUUCGUGGGGUUGAUCGAUUCCCUUUCAGAUGAUUUCCCAGCUGAGUUCGGCUAUAAAUUCCGCGACUGGUCAAAUUAGCACACUGGCAAUAAACAUAUAGCCUUCGCCAUAUUAGAUUGGUCCUUUGUAGACAGAAUGAACCCCUUUAUAUUUUAAUAAUACGGAUUCAAACAAAAAGACACUAACACUGUAUUUGCUAUAAGCAAUGCUUUUGAUGGCAAUUACUUUAAAUAAUACGAAAAAUAUAACGGCACAAACUUUGAUUAGAUAUCUGAGAGAUUUUUGUAAGGGGUGCUUAAUGGAGAGGAAAAUUUAAGAAGUUCCUCUUGGAAACAUUAAUACUUGAAUAUAUUAGAUUUGGAUUAUUGGAAAGAAUGGACAAUUUAUAGAUUCUUUAAGCAUGCCGUGUUGAAAUAUUGA